AUUGCCUUUGCUCUCUUCGUUUUAGCCCAAGACAAUUAGCAUAGUAAUUAGUUUACUUUGCAGAAGAAGAGUGACAAUUCAAAAAGAAGGGAAGGAUUUUAACUUUAUUAAAGGGUGCAGUUGGUUUGGCUGGCGUUCACAUUGCGACAGUUGCUUCUUUUUCUUUUUUUUUUUUCCUCUGUGUUUUUCUUUUUCUAGUUUCCUGCAGAGAGUAGAAGCCACCGUACGACUACGGGCGGUAGAAGAGGAGGAUCGCCGUUUGUUUGCUUCUGCACAAGCAGGCACGUAAAAUACUAGUUGUCCCCUUCUUCUACCCGUCAAUCCCAAUCCCUUCCACCUCCUCCUCCUCCUCCUCCUCUUCCUCCUCCGCAAAGAAGAAGAAGAAGAAGAAGAGGAGAUCGAUCGAUCCCUUUGAGUAGUGCAGGUGCGUAUCUCAUGGCGGGCCGGUACGAUAGCAACCCCUUCGACGAGGAAGAGGUCAAUCCCUUCUCUGAACCAGCUGUUCGUGGAAAAGCAGGUGGACAGUCUAGUUAUGGCGGAGGUCCAUUCUAUACAACACACCCAGGAAGUGUUCCCCCAGCUUCCAAUUCUCGUCUUUCACCUCUUCCUCCGGAACCUGCUGAUUUCUACAAUGAUCGUGGUGCCACAAUUGAUAUUCCUCUUGAUUCGACAAAGGACGUAAAGAAAAAGGAGAAGGAACUCCAAGCACUAGAGACUGAACUAAAUAGGAGAGAAAAGGAACUAAAACGGAGGGAAGAAGCUGCAGCCCGAGCUGGCAUUGUAAUAGAGGAGAAAAAUUGGCCACCUUUUUUCCCCAUUAUACAUCAUGAUAUUGCAAAUGAGAUACCCAUCCACGUUCAAAGAAUGCAGUACUUUGCCUUUGCGUCUUUGUUAGGAUUGGUUUUGUGCCUCUUCUGGAAUGUUAUAGCAGUAACAGCUGCUUGGAUUAAGGGGGAAGGUGUAAAAAUCUGGUUCCUCGCUAUAAUCUACUUUAUAUCCGGAGUUCCAGGUGCUUAUGUUUUAUGGUAUCGGCCUCUUUAUCGUGCAAUGAGGACAGAGAGUGCUUUGAAGUUUGGAUGGUUCUUUCUGUUUUACUUGCUGCACAUUUGUUUCUGUAUAUAUUCAGCUGUGGCUCCUCCAGUUAUUUUCAAGGGAAAAUCUUUGACAGGAAUCUUGCCAGCGAUUGACGUCAUAGGGAAUAGUGUCAUAGUCGGAGUAAGUUUACGUUACAUGUUGAGUAGCAGUAGUAUUAAAUGUGCCUGAUAUGUCUAUUUUUUCGAUAUAGCAGAUAAGGUGCAUUUCUACUGACAUAAUGCUAUGCUUCUUAGCCACUGUUUGGUUGGGAGCCUAGAGGAAAAAUACAGGGCAAUAACUCAUUAUCCUUCUGUAUUGAUAAUUUUGAUAGCCAACGUUUUUCUCUAGUUUAUCCCUGUAAUGAUUACAGUUUUUGUUGUUGCUGAUGUUGUAGCUGCUUUUUGUAGUUGUUCUUACCUUUGGAGUUAUUUCUAUCAUUUAAAACUACACAGAAAAUUAGCUGUGUUCUCAUAGUUAUGCUAAUAUGGUGGGAUAACCUUGAUAUAAGAUGUAACCCCGCUCGAGUUUGUUCCCAAAAUAACCAUACCUUUAAUCUACACAAGUGACCGAUAAUCUAUAAUUGCCACUACAAAUUAUUAGUCCUGAUUUUAGCUACACUUAGUGGAAACCAUAUAUGCAAUCAUAUAUUAUAGAUGGCAUGACCAAGCUUUUUAGCUACACUUCUGUUAUCACACCAUUCUGUCCUUUCUGACUUGACCAACAAAGAAGCAUCACAUAACACAUUUCGCAAACUUGGUUUUGUACUCAAUUGAAUAUUUGACAUAGCUUUAUUUCUAAUUUGAUAGUUGAUUCAACAUACUUUAUAAGAGACCAGCUGAGGGAAUGCUGCAAUUUUCUUAUGGUUCUGUACUGAAUAGGAUUUUUUGCUUAGGGGCUGGUUGAUUCCACGUAAAAUUUUAAAAAAAUAAUUUUCGAUGGAAAUUUUUUUCGAAAGUUGAAUGAGUUGUACGCUUUUUAGUGUUUGGUUUGUGGAAGGAAAAUUAGUUUCCCAGCGAGACUUGUUUGGUUUGUUGGAAAAGAAAAACAUAGAUGAAAAACUAUUUUAUAUAUA
This is a messenger RNA of Ananas comosus (pineapple), 2146 nucleotides long. RefSeq names its product secretory carrier-associated membrane protein 2-like. Gene Ontology annotation, biological process: protein transport. The coding region runs from base 436 to 1263 and encodes 275 amino acids. Gene Ontology annotation, cellular component: trans-Golgi network membrane; recycling endosome membrane. The record is from RefSeq and is a predicted model, not a curated record. The transcript has 12 exons. Lineage: Eukaryota; Viridiplantae; Streptophyta; Magnoliopsida; Poales; Bromeliaceae.